Perca flavescens (yellow perch) is the source of this 1029-nucleotide messenger RNA. RefSeq names its product SCAN domain-containing protein 3-like. NCBI's taxonomy places the organism in Eukaryota, Metazoa, Chordata, Actinopteri, Perciformes, Percidae. The coding region runs from base 1 to 1029 and encodes 342 amino acids. The transcript is spliced from 7 exons. The record is from RefSeq and is a predicted model, not a curated record.
AUGUCAGACCAAGAGGCCAAGGAGUGUUUCAAGGAUUCCAAAACAGCCCAGGAGUACAAGUGUGCCAGAACCAAGAGUUCAUGUAUAGUUAAUGAAGCACUGGCACCACAUUUCAUGAAUGAGUUGGUGGUACAAAUGAAGGAAGGGCCAUACACCCUCAUCACAGAUGGAUCCAAUGACACAGGUGUAGAGAAAAUGAACCCCCUGACUGUCCGGAUGUUUAUGAAUGAUAAAGUUGUCCACCUCUUCCUGGGGAUGUGUACUACUAGCGGAACAAGGUGUGGGACAGCAGACAUCAUCUUCAGCAAGAUAAAUGCCACCUUAGCAGAAAAGGCUAUCCCAUGGCAAAACUGUGUGGGUCUCUCUGUGGACAAUGCUGCUGUGAACAUAGGUUCAAAGAAUUCCAUCGCAUCCAGAAUCCUGAAAGAACACUCCAGUAUUUACGUUCAUGGUUGCCCAUGUCAUAUAGUCCACAACACCGCUAAAAGAGCUGGGAUGGGAUUUUUGGACGUGUCCAAAUUUGAUCUGGAGGACUUGUUGGUUGAUGUUGGCUACUGGUUCAAGGGUAGCACAAACCGAAAGGGGUACUUGACAGAAUUUUGUGAGCUCCAUGAAGCAGAGUAUAUGGAGAUCCUUCUGCAUGUCUCCAUUCGUUGGUUGAGCCUUGAACGCUGUCUAACCCGGAUUCUGAGGCUAUAUGAACCUCUGGCUAGCUACUUCAAAUCUGCUGAUGAUAAUCAGGCGAGGUUCAGGAGACUUCAGAAGGCAUUCUCUGACCCCAUGACGGAGGUGUACCUACUGUUCUUUCAGGCUACCAUACCAGUAUUCACCUCAUUCAACCUCCUGCUCCAGAGAGAACAGUCCUCAAUAUUUUUGUUACAUGAUGAGAUGAUGAACUUCAUUCGCAAGCUGUGCGCCAAGUUCAUGGUGCCUGCAGCGCUGCAGGAAGACAAACCCCUCUUGCUUUUUAAAGAAAAGGCAAACCAUUUGCCAGGUCAGUGUUUGAUCAUUAUCUAUCAUUACUUUUAA